GUGUGUUCAACCAUAGGACCUCGUCUUCUCACUUCCAGUCUGCUUCUUCUUGUUAUUCACUUCGAACCUAAGCAACAAAACAAGCAGUAUAUCUCUUUGGCGUUCGAGAAUCGAGCUUGUCUACUUGGCAGACAACAGGGACUUGAUCAACACUCAUACCCUGCCGUUGCAGGCCAUCACAAUAGCGAAAACCUAUCACUCUGCUACUACAUCGGACAGCCCAGAGUCCAGACCUGA
Messenger RNA from Colletotrichum costaricense, 237 nucleotides. RefSeq lists its product as uncharacterized. The record is from RefSeq and is a predicted model, not a curated record. The transcript has a single exon. The annotation marks the transcript as partial. Lineage: Eukaryota; Fungi; Ascomycota; Sordariomycetes; Glomerellales; Glomerellaceae.